AUUUAUCUUUGCAAGCAUCAGAAUAUGUCUACCCACAACGCACUUCUCCAACAAGUCGACUUCCCUGUAGGAUUUGCCGAACAAAAGGAUCAGAUUGAGGACGAUACCGUUUUUUAUGUUGAAUGGCUUGAUAGCAACUCAGAAUUCCCUGGUUUAUCUUCUUCCAACAACGAAAAAAAUUUAAACGGUGGUAACUGGGAGCUACUUCGACGAAAGGAAUUAGAUGAUGAAGAACUUACUUUGGUUCCGGUCGAGGAUAAUGCUUGGUCCAAUCUCAGCACACGUGAUUCACACGAGCUUUAUGCCACUGUAGCGGAAAAAAACGCAGCUGAAUUACAACCCACUAAACGUGUUAUCCAACCUCUUUGGCCCAACAUCAGUGCCAAAAAGACAGUCAAGGCAGAAAAUACUGAAGAUGUGUAUGAGGAAGAUCUUGCUCUCGAAUUAAAUGAUAUCCAUAAGUCACAAAGCCGACGAGCAAACAGAAUGACUUCCAGACGCAAACUCCAUGACAUCAAGACUGUUGACAUUUAUGUAGAAGGUAUUCUCAGUUUAGCAACUAGCCAUUAUGGCAAAACUACCGUCACUUGGGUUCCCUAUGAAAAGGACCUGUCGAACUUUGAUCCUACUCGACUGGAAACCUAUAUCGAUAGUCUUACCAAUACCAAUAUCUCAAACAAAGAUAAGGCCAUCCGUUACUCUUCAAAAUUUACUCAUAACACAAAGCGUUAUGCAUAUAAGUACGGUAAUCAAGCUGCAAAUUCAAAGAGACCUAUUUUUCCUGACAGUGGCGAAUUUCCUGUUCAAUCUCCCAUCGUCAAAUAAUUUCUCUCUCUCUUUUUUUUAUUUACAAAAAAAAAAAAAAAAAAAAAAAAAAUACCCCUUUAGACUAGCAUCCCCCUCAAUUUAAAUUGUGUAUCAUAUUUUCGUUUUAAGCCUCAUGAUUGCUAUUCUUAAUAAAGUAAACUU
Messenger RNA from Mucor mucedo, 969 nucleotides. RefSeq lists its product as uncharacterized. The coding region runs from base 25 to 825 and encodes 266 amino acids. The transcript has a single exon. The record is from RefSeq and is a predicted model, not a curated record. Lineage: Eukaryota; Fungi; Mucoromycota; Mucoromycetes; Mucorales; Mucoraceae.